UGACGCAUAGCUUAGUGCUAGGAAGUUUCGACAAGCAGCAGAGCACUGUGUAGCUUGGUGACAGAUACUGAGCCUACUACUCUGAAGACAGUCUUACUUGGGCACUCGGCAGAAUUGUAUUUUAACUGUAACGUAAAGGCUACUUGUGGCCAGCAACGACCACCUGGCUUCGUGACACCCAGUUAAUCAGCUACCCAGAGAGGGCUAACUUAUCUCUACUAAGCCAGUGUCGUCUGGGAGCUACAGACAGAAUAGCCUGACAUUAAACCAAAGUAGCUAGCUGUCCAGCCCAACUCGGCUCAUCUCAUACAUUUAUUAAUAUGGGGUCCAGAGCUUCGUCAUUACUCAGAGAGGAGGACAUCGAAGAAAUCAAGAAGGAGACUGGAUUCUCCCAUAGUCAGAUCACGCGUCUCUAUAGCCGAUUCCACAGCCUAGACAAAGGAGAGAAUGGGGCGCUCAGCCGAGAAGACUUCCAAAGGAUCCCUGAGUUGGCGAUUAAUCCUCUAGGUGACCGCAUAAUCAAUGCCUUCUUUCCAGAAGGCGAGGACCAGGUGAACUUCCGCGGCUUCAUGCGGACGCUGGCUCACUUCCGGCCCGUGGAGGACAACGAAAAGAACAAGGACCCGGAUGCUGGAGAGCCCCUCAACAGCAGGAGCAAUAAGCUGCUCUUUGCUUUCCGGUUGUACGAUCUGGACAGAGAUGACAAAAUCUCCAGAGAUGAGCUCUUACAGGUCCUUAGAAUGAUGGUGGGCGUGAACAUUUCAGACGAGCAGCUGGGCAGUAUCGCUGAUAGAACCAUCCAGGAAGCUGACACCAACGGAGAUAUGUGCAUCUCCUUCAGCGAGUUCAUCAAGGUGUUGGAGAAGGUUGACGUGGAGCAGAAGAUGAGCAUCCGAUUCCUGCACUAAGAGACGGCGCUGUCGACUGGAUUGGAUGUCACCCAUGCCAGUUAAAGCAGCAACACCCAACUCCCCUUCCCACCCCUUCAUCUCAAUACGCCGGGCCGCCUAAGCCCUGCAGCACAUGCUUUCUGAGCGUCUGGUAGCUAGUUCUCAGUUCUUCAGACUCUCUGCCUUGCACUGCUGUGUGUGAAACAAAGGGAAUACUCGCGUGCCUUGGAAUUUGAUUUCUUACCAACGCCAUGGUUAUCCCUUGCCUCGCCUUCAACCCCCGUGUGUGAACCCUUAUUUAUUGUAGAUCUCCAUCCCAUUGGUGAUUAUGUAAGUGGUCCUAGCAGUGGAAAAUUACCGUACACGACUCCGUUUUUCAGUGAAACAGAAAUACCUUAAAGGCUUGUAUGUGUAUUAUCACUGUGGCAGGUGUUGUGCAGGCAGAAUGUUGUCUUGUCUUUUUAAGGCCAAACCUAGUCAGCUAGAGGAGAUGAGUUAUUUAUUAACAGUCAGGGAACAGCAUUGCUUUUGCAGGGCUGAUUUGUGUCCCAGUCAGAAAUGUCUUGAGUUAUCACUCCAGAUAUCAGUUCAUUGAGCAAGUUUUCUUUUUGCCACUUCUGUUAUCAUGGCUUAAAUUGCAUUUGUGAUCAUUCUUUACAUUUCAUUUUUUUUUUGCAUACAUGCUGCAAGGCUGGUCUAGCUUCCCUCCCUUUUGCCAAGUGACUUUAAACGGUAGAGAAGGCAACAGAUGGCAUGAAAACAGACAUUUCAGGAAGUGUGUCAUUGCCAGGUUUUGUACGUAUCUACAGUAACCCUCCUUCCUCCAGUGUUCUCUGGUCAGAGCAUUCCAGGGACUCCUGGUUCAUUCUGAGGUCUGUAGAUCUUAAAUGAAGGGCCCAUCAGUUUGAAGUGAAAAAAAAAAAUGCCAUGGUCCAACUUCAAUUUUGUGUCCUGGAUUUAUGUACAAUAUUAUUUUAGUCCAAUGAAGUGCCAUGCUACCACUCCAUGCUUUUCCUUGAUCACAUGGUUUCACUCAGAGCCAAAUGGCUGUGGUUAUCAAGUUCCUUUAAGCGGGGUUGCUUCACUGCCAGUCGCUUUGACUCCCUACAGAGUAUUCAACUCACUGCACUGUAGGUGAAAUGGUUUGACCUUGGCCAGGUGUAGUCCACGAUGGCAAAGUGCAGGGAUCAAGGUCAGUACCACCUCAUCCCAGAGAAGUGACUCUUAUCUGUCAGCAGUAGAUGAAAAUUCUAGAUUACAUUUUCAGUUGAGAUCAAAUACCUUGUUUGUGAAAUAUAUAUAUAUAUAUCUAUACACACUGUUUUUAUAAAUAUAGACUAUAACAGUAGUUAUGAAGUAGACCCAGGUACUUUAACAGUGGGCUGUGACCAAGUUUCAGUUGCUGGAAGUUGUCCUCUAUGUAUUGUGGAUGAGGACAAAUGGAAAAUGUAACUUUUGAAGCUACAUUUAUGAAUUGUGUCAGCCUCUUUUAAGAGAUCACCAAGACAUAUUUUAAGUUAUCAGCAGCUAUGCAUUGAUGCUGAAAGAGUUUGAAGAGUCUUUUAAAUUAGUUUUAUGAAUCAAAUGUGAUUUACCAAUCAUACACAAAUGGGAAAAUGUAAAGAAAUCUACUCUUAGUUGUGAGGAUAUCACUGAUGAAUGGUGUAAUGUUUUUGAUUAAAAUAAAGUACAAGUGCCAUA
Molecule: messenger RNA, 2591 nt
Organism: Sardina pilchardus (European sardine)
Lineage: Eukaryota; Metazoa; Chordata; Actinopteri; Clupeiformes; Clupeidae
Gene: chp1
Product: calcineurin-like EF-hand protein 1
Exons: 7
Coding region: 321-908 (195 amino acids)
Biological process (GO): positive regulation of sodium:proton antiporter activity
Cellular component (GO): plasma membrane
Molecular function (GO): calcium ion binding
Source: RefSeq, a predicted model, not a curated record